AUAAUGGGUUUAGGGGCUUAUCGGGAAUGAAGAGGCCGCUGCCGUGCGCUUAUCUCACUCGGCCACAUUGCGGCCUGUGUUCCGCUCCCCAUACUGAGGGAGCGCACUGGAUGCGGCGAGGAAUAACUCAGCUACACACACACACAUACACACACACACUGCUCCACAACUGGCAAGGAAAAAAAAAGAAAAACCUCAGACAUGGAUGACCCACUCACAAAAUGGCUCCACUUACACAGUAACAUCAACAACACGGCAGGAACGGACGUAGAGGACUCGAGCGAGUGGUGACGGUAUAAAAAUGAUGGAAAAACGGCAGCCGGAGCUUCGUCCGGGAAGUCCCGACGCAGAGUCCGGUCCUGGAAAGCGGGAGGACUCUUCCAUCAUCUCCAGACUAAACGGAUGCAAGGAGGAAGAGGAGCCGAGGAGAGAGGAGGGGGAGAAGGAGAGGGGAGGGAGCUUCAAGGGGGUUGAGGAGACGGAUGACGUUCCUCUGCAGAACUCGAGCAACGGGACCAGCAUCAGCAUCAUCAUCAACGGCGUUGCCAAGGAAACUGCCUCUCACAACGCCCUUGACCUGAAAAGGGAAGUGCCGGUGAUCGAGCUCUCCAGGAGGGACGCUAUAAAAGCGGUGGAGCAGAGGACUGAGAGCCAUUUGGUGCCGAUCACGGAACUUCGCAGACCUCCACCGCUGCCGCUGCCGCCGCCGCAACGAGACGACGCUCGAAUGGUCCAACUGAGCCCAAACGCGUUUCCUGUCCCGGCCCGGGCGAUGCUCUACAACCUGGCACAGCCUCUCGCCGCCAUCAACAGUCUCGGAGGGGAGUCGGAGCAGUACAGCAUGUACCCCAGCAACAGGGUAAAGCGCCGCCCGGCGCCUUAUGAGGUUGAACUCGACGAGGGUAGGCGCAUUUUAGAUCUUUAUAAGUAUGCUGGCCAGCCGAAGAUUGUACGCCGUAUCUUCACUAACAGUCGUGAACGUUGGCGGCAGCAGAACGUAAAUGGGGCGUUUGCGGAACUGCGCAAACUCAUCCCCACUCACCCCCCAGACAAGAAGCUGAGCAAGAAUGAGAUUCUGCGGCUCGCUAUGAAGUACAUCAGCUUCCUCUCAAACCUCCUCGAGGAUCAGGAUGGAGGGAGGAAUGUUGGCAGCACAACUGAUGGGGAAACAGGUCUGCUGGUUGGGGUCGGGGCCCAUGAGGGGGGCCCUCAGGGUGGACCACAUCAGGACACAGUGGUGGGCUUGGCCAGGGACGACCUUCUUGAGACAAUGUCUCCAGGCUCCAGUUGUGGAAGCCUGCCCGAUGGCGAUGGCGAGGGCAGUCCUGAAAGCUUUAUGGAGGACCAGGACUCACCUCCUGCUCCAAGGACUCUAACGGCUUCACGUGGGCCCCCUCUGCAUCUAGCUGCUAGGGAGCUCAGGCGCAAUGGCCGCUCUUUAGAUGGCUCCAGUCGCCGAUGAUGCUGAUGCCAACAGAACACGGACACAAAACCUGAGACUGAAAGAGGACAAUGAGAGGGACUAAGAAAGAGACGGAUAUGCUCAGGACCUUUUAGAGUCGUCAGUGUAGGAAAGAGAGUCAAACUCCAUGUAGUGAGAUCGUGGAGUACAGCCUGUCUCCACACCUGAGGCAGCACUGAUGAAUAUUGAUUGGUGUUGAAUUGUAUCCAACAAAAGACUUGUAAAUUCUGCAUGUCUCAUGUCUUUGACUGACCUGCGGAUAUAACUUUCAGUGUUUUGAAAGUCCAAAGACAGGAUACCCUAGAAUACAAUUUAAAAAAAAAAACAAGAAAGAAAGAAAAACAAGCAAACAAAACCAAACAAAAGAUCAAUCAAGAGACAAGCAAAGAUUCUUGAUGUGUAAAAUUGAAGGUUGGACCAAUGCUUCACUCCUGAUACUAUUGAUCACAAUGUGGUGUGGCCAGCAUAAAUCUGAGGUGCUUGCAGAAUGCUGCAAGUAAACGACCCAAAAGCAUCGAUAAAUAAACCCAAUUUAUGCCGAUUUAAUGUGUUAGAAUAAUGACACAUAUGUAAGUUUGCCUCAGUUGGAGGCCAUAAACGAAACGACUGGACUCCACUGUACCCAUGCAGUUAACGUAUGUAUUGUAAAUAGCAUUAAAUUUCCACUGCACAAUGUAACAACAGUGACUCGAGUUCAAGUCAUGUGGUUUAAGAUGUACUGUAGUGUGUUUGUCAGUGGGUUUACUAGCAAAAUGGUCUUUUGGGAGAUGAGGAAAGAGGAGAGAAAAGAGACGAGAUCAACUCAAAAUGUAAAGCAAGCGACUGAACCUAUAGUGCAUCAAAUGUGGUACCAUUUACUUCUGUUACACUUUGGUGAUGAGAAAAUGACACCAAAUACGGCAGCAGACAGUUUAACAAUUUCACUGCCUGGAAUAAAUAUUAUCUAUUUGAAUUUGCUGUGGAGGUACAAGACAUGCAGUGUUUCUUAUAGUGUACAAAAUAUGAGUCAUAUAAUAUCACGGACAUGACUCAUGCAGUCCUUUUGAUAUGAAUGUUUCAGUGUUUUUUGUUUUUUUUUAAACUGUAAUGCAGUUGUAGUUUAGUAAGGUACACAAAUAAAUCCCUUCAUUGCCGCAUUUCACAUAUAUGCAUACACACAUGCGCAUACACACACACACACACACACACACACACACAUACAUACAUACACACACACACACACAGAGCACAUACAGUGUUAAUAUCAUAACAACACCAGCAGUUUUUCGAUUAAUACAGUUAAGUAUUGCUCACUGUUGUUGGUUAUUCUGCUUUUUCAGCAGGACUUAGUAGCCUAUAUUGGUACCUUUGGUAACUAUGGUAUUUUAUGAAUUGCAGUAAGGGGACAUUGUACGUUUGGUAAUGACAUAUUUGUUGUAUUAUAGCUGUAUCUAUAAAUAUAUCCAAUGUUAAAUCAAUGAAUUUUAUACAAAAACCCUGAAUAAAACAUGCAGAGGAAAAAACUUGUAUUUGAUCGCAGUCGAGCAUGUUGUGGAUCUUAUUAAUGCAAGUCAGUUCAGUUCAGUUUAAUUAAUUUAAAUCAAAUUAAUUUCAAUUCAGUUCAGUGUAAUUCAAUUACAUUCAGUUCAAGUCAAGGCCGUAACCAUGGGACCAAAAAUGUCAGGGGGCUUGGGGUCCGCCUAUUUUUUUUUUUUUUUUUUAAUUUCAAAAUCAUUUAUUAUUAGCAAGUACAGCUACUUUCUACAUAUAUGACAUAAGCAGCGUAAAGUAAAUGAUUGACAACUUGCACAGAUUUCACACUGUAAUAAUACAAAUAACGUAAAAGAGACAUUAAUGUUAGUUGAUAACACCGAAGAGCACGAUUGUAUGUUGCAGAGUGAAUGUGUGAAUAAUUAACUGCAGGUAGCUAUGACUGCUAACAUUAGUGAUGGUUGAGUGGUUAGCACUCACAAAUGGGUAUAUUCCACUUCACUGACACUUACACUUUUUGGCAAAAUAUUAUUUAUUUCCACAAUUAAAGCUCUAGUGCCAAGUAAUGUAUUAAUGUAAAUGUUACCUUUUCAUGCAUGUCCUGACUGAUGCAAAGUGUAAUUGGUACCAUAUUAUAAUGAUAAAUUUUUCAUCAACAAUCAAUGGGAACAUUAACCAAACAAAUUAAAAAAAAACAAUCUCAUCCCGACUCGCCAAAUAUCACUGCUUGGUCAGUACCGUUCAUGUUGACAUUCUAUGCGUUAAGUACCCUCCUGCCUUUGUUAUGCCAUGCCAAUUUACACCCAUUAUAUGCAUUGUGUCCUUUCAAAAUACACUUCCAUUUCACAAGCAAUGUGCAGUGUCUUCUUUUUAGAUGCAUACAGUCUUUUUAAAAAUAAACUGACAAUGUCGGUAAAAC
Molecule: messenger RNA, 3851 nt
Organism: Plectropomus leopardus (leopard coralgrouper)
Lineage: Eukaryota; Metazoa; Chordata; Actinopteri; Perciformes; Serranidae
Gene: tal1
Product: T-cell acute lymphocytic leukemia 1
Biological process (GO): regulation of transcription by RNA polymerase II
Molecular function (GO): DNA-binding transcription factor activity, RNA polymerase II-specific; RNA polymerase II cis-regulatory region sequence-specific DNA binding; protein dimerization activity
Source: RefSeq, a predicted model, not a curated record